Molecule: messenger RNA, 578 nt
Organism: Magnolia sinica
Lineage: Eukaryota; Viridiplantae; Streptophyta; Magnoliopsida; Magnoliales; Magnoliaceae
Product: norbelladine synthase-like
Exons: 2
Coding region: 27-578 (183 amino acids)
Biological process (GO): defense response; abscisic acid-activated signaling pathway
Cellular component (GO): nucleus; cytoplasm
Molecular function (GO): signaling receptor activity; abscisic acid binding; protein phosphatase inhibitor activity
Source: RefSeq, a predicted model, not a curated record
AAUACUAGCAAUCGUCAGGAUUCUAAAUGAAAAUGCAACGAACCGGAAAGCUUCUCAUAUCUUGGUAUACAAGAGAUCAGCACAAGAAGGGGAAGAGCUCUGUGGUGUCGACAAAAAAGGAGAAGAAAUUCAAGAAAAUGCAAGGGAAACUGUCGCACGAGUGGGAGGUACGUGUGGCAGCAUCGAUCGUGUGGGAAACGUAUGGCACGAUUGAGCUGGGAAAGCUGGUAGUCCAAUUGCUCCCAAACGUAGUAGAAAAGGUAGAAGUUGUAGAAGGCGACGGAGGCGUUGACACCGUCCUCGCAGUUACUUUCCUCGAAGGAACUCGGGGAUUCAAUUUCUUCAAAGAGAAGUUCGUGAAGAUCGACAAUGAGAAGUUUGUGAAGGAGACUGAAGUGGUCGAAGGAGGGUACUUGUUAGUCGGGUUUAUUCUUUAUCGGAUCCGCUUGGAAAUCAUCGAGAAAGAUAUCGGUGCAUCCAUCAUCCGAUCGACAGUCGAGUAUGAAACUGGAGAAGGUUAUGCAUCCAACCCGUCCGACGCUGGAGGUGAUUGCCCAAGUCGUCGGCAAGCAUCUUGA